This is a messenger RNA of Rubroshorea leprosula, 663 nucleotides long. NCBI's taxonomy places the organism in Eukaryota, Viridiplantae, Streptophyta, Magnoliopsida, Malvales, Dipterocarpaceae. The record is from the annotation of a GenBank genome assembly.
AUCUUCUGAAGUGAACUUACGAAUUUUAUUUUCAACUUUUUACUUCUUACUUCCUAAGGAGAUCAUAUGACUGAUGCAGUUUACAAAUUUACUGAUUAAACUGAAAUUUUUAAGUUAUAUUAAGUCAAUUUAAGAGCACAGUCUUGAGUCUAGGGAAACAGAGCAAAUUUUAAUCGUGUUAAAGAGACUGAAGCUGCUGCACCAUGUUCCCAAGAAAUGGGAGAAAAUAUGCCCAAUUCUGGGAUGGAAAGUUCUGUGUCUUCCAAAUUUCUUCUAAGUAAUGUCCAAGUACCUUCACCUACUAUGGAUACAACUAGCCUGAAUAGUGCACAGGCAGCAGAAUAUGAAGAUGCUGAAUCAGGUGCGUUUGUCUUCGCUUCAAUGUCCAAGUAUAUAUUAUCAGGUGCGUUUGUCUUUCCUCUCUUCUGAGAAUUUAUUUUACUUUUUUUUUUCAUGAUUUUUAUCUUGGAUUUGGAGUUUUAGUUGUAAAUUUUCUAUGUACUUUGAAUAAAAUGUGUAGCUAUUCUAUUAACUGAAUCAGGUGCGUUUGUCUUUCCUCUCUUCUGACAACUUAUUUUACUUCUUUUUUUUUUCAUCAUUUUUAUCUUGGAUCUGGAGUUUUAGUUGUAAAUUUUCUAUGUACUUUGAAUGAAAUGUGUAGUU